AUGCGGACAGGGACAAAGAACUCAGCAUGGCUUGUGAUGGGGCUCUUCACCCACGGGCAUGGCCGUUUGACGGACUACGUGGAUCCGUUAAUUGGUACUGCAGGUCCCAAUCUAUUGAGCAGCAUCGCAUCAGGGAAUGUGUUCCCCGGGCCGUGCCUCCCCAACGGCAUGGCGAAGCCAGGAAUAGACACGAGUUAUCUGGGAAUUCCGGACGGAACCCAGACCGAUGUCAAUGGAGGGUACAGUCCCAUCGGUAACUUUACAGCAGUGAGCAUGAUGCACGUCACCGGGACAGGAGGUGACCCCACCUACGGCAUUGUGUCCCAGACGCCCUUGCUUGGAACCUUGGCGGGCGUCAACCUAGGGGACAACACGACGUACUGGCAGAACAGGUCGCUUGAGAGCGAGAGCGCAUCCGUGGGCUAUUUCACGACGACAUUGCUGAACGACGUCAAAAUUGAGAUCACAGCGUCGAACCACACCAGUCUUGUUCGCUACACCUUUCCGACCCAGAGUUCAAAUCAGACAUUCUCACUGCCUUCGACGCCGGAUAUCUCCCAGGGCCAGACUGAAAAUGACGCGCACGUCUUGGUGGACUUGACACAUGUCCUUCCCGCCUACCAACCAGGGACCCAGACCUACUCUCAGAAUUACCUCCAAGGCGAGAUUCACAUACGACCAGGUCUGUCCGGGCCAUCAUAUUAUGGCAAAGCUUCAUACGCCGGCGGUUGGCCAAACAUAGGUCUAUAUGACAUUCACUUUUGCGGAAACUUUUCUGUGCCCAUCGAAUCUGGUCUGGUUCCGAGUAACGACUACGUGCGAGCGGUUGGUUCCAACCGAGUCGAUGGAACUGGCACAUUCUUUUGGCAAUACAAUCUUUUCGAGCCUCCCACUGAGACCCCUGAGGUCCGAUCCUACGUGGAUGCAUACACGCAGAUUGGGAAUAAGAUGGGCCUCGGCGCUCUUUUCAGCUGGACGCCGUCACUAGCAGGGUCAAGCAAUAGUUCAGGAGCAGUGAUUGAGAGCAAGAUCGGCGUCUCCCACAUAUCUGCCGAGCAAGCCUGUAGCUACAUUGCUACUGAGAUGCCCGAUUCGACUUCAUUUGAUGACUUAGUCGAGCAGGCUAGAUCAGAAUGGGAGUCAAGGGUUCUCAGCACGGUUGAGGUGGUCGACGGCGACAGCCCCGAGGCGCAGAAUGACACACUAAAGCGCAUGCUCUAUACUGCUCUGUAUCACACAGCCGUCCUGCCCACGGACAAAACGGGCGAGAUUCCGCUCUGGACAUCGAACGAUUCGUUUCCUUACUUCGAUGACCAUUAUACAUUGUGGGACACAUAUCGGUCUCUACUUCCAAUGUACCAUCUUCUUUAUACAGUCACCUACAGUCGCGUCGUGAAAGGUCUCAUCAACAUCUUCACUUUUGAAGAAUGGCUGCCGGCUGGGCGAGCUGGAAAUUGGAACGGUCGGGUCCAGGGAGGCACGCAUGCGGACAUAGUUCUAGGCGAUGCGAUCAAAGACGCAACUGUGCUACCAGAUCGCAAUGCCGACUCCGUGACUUCAGACGGCGCGACAAAGGUCGGUCGGGGCGCUCUGGAGGACUAUCUAUCGCUUAACUACAUCACCCGCAACAAUUCUAGGAGUAUUUCUCGAGGACUCGAGUAUUCUCAGAACGACUUCUCCAUCUGGACCAUCGCUAAGGGUCUCGCCAAGGCUGAAAGUGAGCAGGACGAGCUCCUACAGCGAUCGAGUUGGUGGCAGAAUCAGUGGAACCUGGACGCGAACAAGACGCUUGAAGGUGUGGGCAACUUCGUCGGUUUCCCUGGGCCGCGAAACGCUGAUGGGACGUGGAACACUACCGAAUACGAUCCGGCUAUAUGUACGCCAUCAUGCGGUUGGAACGACGAUAUAUACGAAGCAACAGUGUGGGAGACCGGGUUCUCAGCGGCGCCACACGACAUGAGCAAGGUCAUUGAGUCCAUGGGUGGCGAUGAUGCUUUCAUCCGGCGUCUGGACGCAUCUUUCCUCCCUGGAUUCGGGUCUAGCCGUGGAGAGAAUAACGAUGCAGGCAGCGCCAUCUACAACCCAGGCAACGAGCCGUCUUUUCUCAUUCCAUUUUUGUACAAUUACGUCCCUGGCUACCAUUGGAAAACCGCCAACCAAACACGCGCCAUAGUUGACGAAUUCUACAGUGACCAGCGAAAUGGUUAUCCCGGCAAUACAGACGCCGGCGCAAUUCCAUCGUGGCUGGUGUUCAACCUCCUGGGCUUUUAUCCGGUGGUUGGGCAACCGCUAUACUUGUUGGGAGCACCGCGCUUCCCAGCCCUUCGAGUGACCCUGCUCUCAGGCACCCCGUUCCAGAACGUCCUCACCAUCAGAGCUGACAAUCUUUCUGCUACAUCUUACUAUCCGCAGUCCGUCACCCUGGACGGUCUCCCGCUCGACAGGUCAUGGUUGACCCAUGCUGAGCUGACAAAUGCAUCGGAGUUGGUAUUUCAGAUGGGCAGCGAGCCGGCUCAGUGGGACACUGGCAAUAGGCCGUGGAGUCUGAAUGGAUGGGAAUGA
Messenger RNA from Diaporthe amygdali, 2562 nucleotides. RefSeq lists its product as uncharacterized. NCBI's taxonomy places the organism in Eukaryota, Fungi, Ascomycota, Sordariomycetes, Diaporthales, Diaporthaceae. The record is from RefSeq and is a predicted model, not a curated record. The coding region runs from base 1 to 2562 and encodes 853 amino acids. Gene Ontology annotation, biological process: protein quality control for misfolded or incompletely synthesized proteins; glycoprotein catabolic process; protein deglycosylation. Gene Ontology annotation, cellular component: cytosol; nucleus. Gene Ontology annotation, molecular function: carbohydrate binding; peptide-N4-(N-acetyl-beta-glucosaminyl)asparagine amidase activity. The transcript has 6 exons.